AGGGCAGCCGGAGCUCAAGGUGUCAGUAGGGAGGCUGGUUUAAAUUUAACUGCAACAGGGCUGAUAUCUGCAUGGCAGGUCCUGUCUCCCCCCCUCUGCUGUCUCAGUCUGUUCACAGCCACCAGCCUCAGACAUCAUCGCAGCAGCAGCAGCAGCAGCAGCAGCAGCUCUACCAGGAGACGCUGCUCUUCCUUCUCUUUUCUCUCAUCACACCACCUAGAUUGUACAAGAGGUCGGCUGAGGACGCGACGGAAGGGAGAGAGAAGAUACCGUCGCCGAAGGAGAUCAAACGAUUCACACUGAGGAUAACAGCUGAUGCGAGCCGGCGGGGCUGAAGGCACAGCCAGUGGCACUGCAGAGGCACAACAGCACAGUGGGCUGAAGCUCUGCUGCGAGAGGUAGGAAACAUGCGAUCCCGCAGCAACAGUCUGGAGGAUGUCACUAAGGUCAAGCAGUCUGCAGAUGCUCGCAAGCGAUCUGCAGAGCGAGAGGAGCCCUCGGGUCGGACAGAGCGUCGCAGUCGACACCGGGAGCCUCCAGACGACACUGGAACCGUUCAGCGGAACCACAACACCACCAAGAACAACAGCAGCACCACCGGGAGUGGAGGUGGAGCUGCGAAGGCCGGCCGGAGAGAGAAGGGCAGGGACCUCUCCAGAGACGACCUGGUCUUUCUACUGAGCCUGCUGGAAGGCGAACUACAGGCCAGAGACGAGGUGAUCACCGUGCUGAAAGCAGAGAAAAUCGACUUGGCCCUGCUGGAGGCCAAAUAUGGUUUCGUUACGCCACAGAAAGUCCUGCAGGCUCUGCAGAGAGACGCCAUCCAGGGAAAGGCCGACGUCUUCCAGGAAGACAUCUAUGAGAAGCCCAUGGUCGAGCUGGAUAAGCUGGUGGAGAAGCAGAGGGAGACGCACCGGCGGAUGCUGGAGCAGCUGCUGAUGGUGGAGCAGUCGCACAAACAGGCUUUAUACAAGCUGGAGGACGAGAAGAGGAACCACGGAGAGUUCAUGAAGAAGAGCGACGAGUUCACCAACCUGCUGGAGCAGGAGAGAGAGAGGUUAAAGCUGUUAAUUGAUCAGGAAAAGGCCUACCAAGAACGGAAGGACGAAGAGAACAACAAAAAGGUGGAAAGUCUGAAAGAGGAGCUGACAAAACUGAAGUCAUUUGCGCUGAUGGUUGUGGAUGAACAGCAGCGUCUCACCGAGCAGCUGAAUCAACAAACAGCGAAGGUCCAAGAACUGAGCGCCAGUUCUUCACAAGCCCAGGAGGAGCUGAGCUCAGCUAAUGCUCGUCUGCAGGAAGAGGAGCAAAAGGUCUUUCGAUUGGAGGCUGAGCUGCGUGACCAAGCCGGUCGAUACCAUCAGGAACAAGACACCAUGACAGCCAAACUGACCAGCGAGGACGCCCAAAACCGGCAGCUCAGGCAGAAGCUGUCGGCUCUCAGCAGGCAGCUGGACGAGCUGGAAGAGACCAACAAAACUCUACGUCGGGCUGAGGAGGAGCUGCAGGAGCUGAGAGACAAAAUCAGCCGUGGAGAGUGUGGAAACUCUAGCCUCAUGUCAGAGCUGGAAGAGUUACGAAAACGAGUGCUUGAAAUGGAGGGAAAAGAUGAAGAGUUGAUCAGAAUGGAGGACCACUGCAGGGACCUCAACAAGAAACUGGAGAAGGAGGCCAACCAGAGCCACUGCCUGAAGGCUGAAGUUGAUAAACUGAAUCACAGAAUUAUGGACUUAGAAAAGCUGGAGGAUGCAUUCAGUAAGAGCAAGCAGGAGUGUGGCUCACUCAAAACUAACCUGGAGAAGGAGAGGACGGUGUCAAAGGUUCUGACAAGUGAGCUGGAAGUCUUGAAAGUCAGAGUGAAGGAACUGGAGGCUGCUGAAAGCCAACUGGGAAAGACGGAGCUGAUGCUGAAGGAAGAUCUGACCAAGUUAAAGACUCUGACUGUUAUGUUGGUGGAUGAGAGGAAGGCAAUGGCGGAGAAGCUGAAGCAAAUGGAGAACAAGGUCCAGAACAGCACAGGAAAACUUCAAGCCGAGCAGGACAAAGUUACGUCAGUCACAGAGAAGCUGAUUGAAGAAAGCAAGAAAGCUCUGAGGUCAAAGGCCGAGCUGGAGGAGAAAAUGUGCAGCGCUACAAAGGAAAGGGACGACUUGAAGGCCAUGCUGAGAGCCGAGGAGGAGAAGAGUAAUGAUUUGGAGUCAAAGAUCAAUAUGAUGAAGAAAAGGCUGCAAUCACUGGAGACAAUCGAGAGAGAACAACUGAGAAACAAAGCCAAAGAGGAGCACAUUAAAGCACCUAUUGCUAACCGCUUCCAACAAGAAGACAACAAAAUCAAGGAUCUGACGCAGGAAGUCGAACGCCUCCGACGCAAAUUAAAAGACAUGAAAGUGGUGGAAGGUGACUUAUUAAAAACAGAGGAGUUUGAGUCACUGGAGAAAAGGUUCACUAACGAACAAGAGAAAGCUAAAGCCUUGAUGGAGGAGCUGGACAUAUCCAGAAAAGAGCUUUCAAAGUACCAACUGGCUGAAAAGAAGGAGUGCAACCAGGAGCAUGUUCUUUAUAAACGCCUGAAGGAGGAGGAGGCAAAGUCUAGUCAUUUGACCCGAGAGGUAGUGGCACUGAAAGAGAAGAUUCAUGAAUACAUGGGAACAGAAGAGUCAAUCUGCCGCAUGAAAACUGACCACUCUACUCUGCAGAGGAAGCUGACCCAGCAGGAGGUCCGGAACAAAGAACUGGCCAGAGAAAUGGAGACGCUCACACGAGAGCUAGAAAGAUACCGACGGUUCAGUAAAAGUCUGCGUCCAGGCAUGAAUGGACGACGCUUCUCAGACCUGCACGUUUCUACCAAGGAGGUUCAGACGGAUCCUCUUGACCUCAUGACUCCAAACUGUAAGACGAUGGCACCGCUGGAGAGAGCCGUGGUCAACGGGAAGCUGUACGACGAGAGCGAGCCUGAAGAGAACGCAAACUACAGCAAUGAGCUUCAGCUCACCAAAUGCAGCCCCUCACUCAUCAAUAAUGUUAACAAUCUGAACAACAACCUGAGAAGAGCUCGAGGCCCCUUCCUCAAAAACAAAGACACCCCUCACCAGGUGAACGGCAAGAUGCAGCCACGGCAGAAUGGCAACCACGUCCAGCCCGGAGAUGUUGUGUUGACCCACAGUCCCGGUCAGCCGCUGCACAUUAAAGUGACUCCUGACCACGGACACAACACAGCGACGCUGGAGAUCACCAGUCCGACCACAGAAAACACUCCGUCUUUUACCAGCACUGCCGUCAUACCCACCAGCGGAGGUCCGCCCAAACAAAGAAUCACCAUCAUCCAGAAUGCAUCCAUAUCCCCGACUGCAAAAUCCAUUUCCCCAACAACCAAAUCAAAGUGUUCCCCCAUAUCUGAUGAGCCGUGUUCCCCAGAUAGAGCCCUGUCACCAUUCACCAUGGCUACAUACUCCAGAGCCAUGACCCCAGACUCUUGUGGCUCAGUAACACCAGACAGGGCCAUGUCACCCAUACAGAUAGUAUCGGUGACCACAGGCACACCUGACCGCUCUGUCUCCACGGAGCCGGUGGUCGGAGGCCAUGCCGUCUUCAGAGUGACCCCUGAGAGGCAGAACAGCUGGCAGGUCCAGAGGUCCAACAGCUCUGGGCCGAACGUCAUCACCACAGAGGACAACAAAAUCCACAUUCACUUAGGGAGUCCGUUCAUCCAGAGCAUCAGCACUCCGACACAAACGUUGACUUCCUGCCACACACCUGGACUCCAGGAGCAAAGGACUCAGGUGUUGGCGAACUGCAGCACUCCCACUGCUAAAGGCAACAGCAAAAUCACAAGUAGCAUCAUGAUUAAGCCCACCUCCACCCCAAUCCAAAGGCCAUCACAAAUUACAGUGCCUCUUGAAGCAUUCCGACGUCCAGGACCCACCAGAAUCCCCAAACCGAAGGGCUACAGCUCCCAGAAAGGAGCGAACAGCACGGCAGCCAACCUGCAGAGCAAGAGUCAGCCACUACAUGUAGCCACCGGCAAAGAGCCGCCAGCACACAACAACAAUAACAACAACCCAAACCUAGCCAACCGCAGACUGUGAUUUCACUGGUUGUUCUUCUGUCAGAAUGUCAGCUUACAGGAUACAGACAUUCUGACAGAUACUUCACACAUGGACAUAAAUAUAUAGGAUUCUCUCUUCAUCUUUUACAAAAUAACUCGUUCCACUUUUACCAAAUCCUCAUCUGUGGUGCUCAGAAGACUGCAAGUGUCUAUUGUGUCUGCUCAGUGUGAAAGCACUGGACUAAAACAGCAUUUUUAGAAAGUAGUUCAAGUGUAGAUUCAUUUAAUAAUUCAUGAAAUUAUGAUAGUGAAUGAUUGACUGUCACAGGUGUGUGUGAGGAUGUCACUGUGACUGAAAUAAAUACAGCAGAAGUGUAACGUUAGAACAAAAAGCGUGUUAUAUGGUCAAAAUUCAUGUUUAUUUGUAUUGUGAGUAUUUGUAUUGAUCGUCAAUGACUAUCUGUUGGGAGAUACAGAUAAUAAAUCAAUCAUUUAUCCAUUUCUAGGGAUGGAACACGUGGAUAUUUUUUAAAAAGUGGCAAUAAUGUACAUAAGUGUAAAACUGAAGUGUUGUAAUGCAGCUUAUUCACAGUGAGAAACUUGAAAAUGUGACAUUUGUGUUAUUUUUGGUUAUCAAUAAAGACUUUUUUUUUACCUUGAA
Messenger RNA from Amphiprion ocellaris (clown anemonefish), 4706 nucleotides. It is a transcript of the gene filip1l, whose product is annotated as filamin A interacting protein 1-like. The record is from RefSeq and is a predicted model, not a curated record. NCBI's taxonomy places the organism in Eukaryota, Metazoa, Chordata, Actinopteri, Pomacentridae. The transcript is spliced from 6 exons. The coding region runs from base 408 to 4085 and encodes 1225 amino acids.